GGGUCACACUGUUUGAAGCUAAAGACACGUAAAUCAACAGUCCGGAAAGUUGUAGAAAUUUUACACAAUAAGCACAACGCAUUUCGUAUAUUAUUUGGAAUCAUGGACGCUGGGACAUGGUACAACUCGCUGCCCCGCUUUACCCGCUAUUGGCUAACAGCCACAGUGGGCCUGAGCCUGCUCUGCCGCUUCGGCCUCCUGCCCAUGGAAUACAUGUACCUGUCUCGCGAGCUCGUCCUCAGCCGGCUGCAAUUGUGGCGCUGCAUCACCUCGCUCUUUGUGUUCCCUCUGAGUGGAGCGACGGGUUUUCACUUUCUGAUCAACUGCUACUUCAUCACACAGUAUAGUGCACGCCUCGAAAAGGAUCAAUAUGUGCGCAGUCCCUCCGAUUACAUGUAUCUCUUGAUUAUCACUGCAAUCCUGGCGAAUCUUGGUGGCAUGGUGUUCAACGUGUACUUCUUGAUGGACAUGCUGGUUGUGGCCAUCACCUAUAUCUGGUGUCAGUUGAACAAAGAAGUCAUUGUGAACUUUUGGUUUGGCAGUCGUUUCAAGGCCAUGUAUUUACCUUGGGUGCUGGCAGGGAUUGAGUUGAUAUUCCAUGGUUCGCUCGCUUCGCUGGUAGGCAUUUUCAAUGGCCAUGUCUACUACUUCUUGAAGUUCCAAUAUCCCCAAGAGCUGGGCGGAAACGCCUUUCUGGAGACACCACAAAUUCUCAAGCGCUUUGCUCCCGAUGUGUCAGGUGGUAUCAGUGGUUUCGGCGUGCCGCCAGAGAGCAGAGCUCCUCCACCACGUCAGACAGCCAACUCGGCUUGGGGACACGGCAAUGCUUUGGGACGUAAUUGAGAUGCCCAGAUUAUAUAUCUAUACAUCUAUAUAAAUACUAAUUUAGUUAAUAUGUGUAAUUCGUAAUUCUUUUUUAAACCUUUUUUGGUUACGCUGUAAAUGUACUGAAUUUCCUAAAACAAAAAAAAAAGCUAAAAAAGAUAAAACUAAACACGAUCAAAUUUUGAAACUCGAACAUCUUACUCCGAAUGCUGUACCUCGAUUAGUUAGUGGCAUGAUUUUGAAUGGAUAUAUCCAUAAAAUGCAAAUAUAUACCAUAUAUAUAAAUAUAUGCAGACAAAGAAAAGGAUUUAUGGGGGACAAAACCUAAUUAACUGCUCGCCGUUUUACAUUUACAUUUAUAUUUAUUUCAUUUAAAACUUCUAUGAUAAAAAUGAUACAGCUGCACGCAUUGUUCAACAAUAUGUUUUUUUGUAUUAAUUAUUAAUUAAUCUGUUUUUGUUUUAUAUUCUCGCUCUUUUUUCCGUGGCGGUUUUCGCAUCAAACUGAGUGUUGUCUUAAAAAAUUGCAACAUUUCCUUUUAACGUUUUGUGUUUGUCGUUUUGGAUAAUUUGGCUAUUACAAAA
Messenger RNA from Drosophila nasuta, 1409 nucleotides. It is a transcript of the gene Der-1, whose product is annotated as derlin 1. NCBI's taxonomy places the organism in Eukaryota, Metazoa, Arthropoda, Insecta, Diptera, Drosophilidae. The record is from RefSeq and is a predicted model, not a curated record. The transcript is spliced from 2 exons. The coding region runs from base 103 to 843 and encodes 246 amino acids.